GCGGUGGUUGUCAGUGGAGACGCAGGCCGGCUGGGCUCGUUCUUUCUCCCGCCCGAGGAUGCGGGCUCUCUCCUCUCCCGGGUGGAGACUCCGGCAGCUGCUCUGGCUGACCUGGCUGAGCGGGAGCCUCCUGGCAGGAGCAGCAGCAGAGGAAAAUGCUGAGACACUGUCUGAAACUGCCCUACCUCUUAGCACAGAAGGUGGUUCUGCCCUUACCGGAGAGCCUCAGGCGCCAGUGCAGUACAAGACUGCAGAAAUUGCUGAUGCAAUGCUGGGUAGUGGGAUUCCUGCUGAUCAGUCUGUGGUGCUGUCAGUUAUUCCAGGAGAAGCAAAGGACAGACGCAUGUCUGAAUUCGGUAUUGGCACCUGCGAUGCAGCAGUGGAAGAUGCUGAAUGUAGUGUGGGGACUAGCCUUGCUUCUCACUUAUCACAGCCUGGGUCACAUGUUCAAGAACAAGCAGGGGACACUAAUGUAGUGCUAGAGGCUGUACCUACUUCACCAGCUGAGGAAUCUAAUAGCACAGACAGUGUAAAAACUCCCAAAGUGAACUGUGAGGAAAGAAAUAUUACCGGGAUCAGAAACUUCACGCUACAAAUCCUGAAUGUUUCGCAAGACCUGAUGGAGUUUUUAAACCCAAACAGCAGUGACUGUACAUUAGUCUUGUUUUAUACACCCUGGUGUCGCUUCUCUGCCAAUCUGGCCCCUCAUUUUAAUUCUUUGCCCCGAGCAUUUCCAACUCUAAACUUCCUGGCAUUGGAUGCAUCUCAGCAUAGCAGUUUAUCAACCAGAUUUGGAACUGUGGCCGUUCCUAAUAUCCUCCUUUUCCAAGGAGCCAAACCCAUGGCCAGAUUUAAUCAUACAGACCGAACCCUGGAAAUGCUGAAAGCAUUCAUUUUUAAUCAGACAGGAAUAGAAGCUAAGAAUGAUGUGGUGGUAACUGAGGAAGACCGAGCAGGCCCUCUACCGAGUGUCCUGACAAAAGGAAUAGAUUGGUUACUUUUAUUCUCUUUAUUGUUUCUGGUUAGUUUUAUUAUGUAUGCUACCAUUCGGACUGAGAGCAUUCGUUGGCUAAUACCGGGACAAGAGCAGGAGCAUCAGGAAUAAGUUGAGAUAAUGACGUGAGAACACACUUCAUGCCUACAGAUAAAGCAGGAAUUUAUAUGAACUGAAAUUGCAUAAACUUGUACAGUGAAUUAGAUGGUUGUAAUUUAUAAUCUUAUUAGUUAAUUUAUAAUAAAUAAUAAAAUCACUUUUGUUCAUUAACUAUUGUAUGUGUAAAGUCAAACUGCUGGUAAUUAAGUAAACAAAUACAAAAAGGUUCAG
Terrapene triunguis (Three-toed box turtle) is the source of this 1324-nucleotide messenger RNA. It is a transcript of the gene TXNDC15, whose product is annotated as thioredoxin domain containing 15. The coding region runs from base 59 to 1105 and encodes 348 amino acids. The transcript has 5 exons. Gene Ontology annotation, cellular component: cilium. Gene Ontology annotation, biological process: cilium assembly. The record is from RefSeq and is a predicted model, not a curated record. NCBI's taxonomy places the organism in Eukaryota, Metazoa, Chordata, Testudines, Emydidae.